Molecule: messenger RNA, 2262 nt
Organism: Daphnia pulicaria
Lineage: Eukaryota; Metazoa; Arthropoda; Branchiopoda; Diplostraca; Daphniidae
Product: nucleolar and coiled-body phosphoprotein 1-like
Exons: 2
Coding region: 420-2210 (596 amino acids)
Source: RefSeq, a predicted model, not a curated record
AGAUGAGUCUUUUUUUUUCUUCUUUCUCUCCUUCCUUCCUUAUUCUCCUUCUCCUCCUACCUCCCUCCCUCCCUCCCGUCCUUUGCUCCAUCGCCUAGCCGGCCAAUGCACCCCCGCCAUCUCGAUGACUAAAAUUAAACUUUCGUUCCGUCGACUCUCUCCCAUCAACUCGGCUCGGGCUCCCCCGUUCCCCUGCGCGUUCUUUUUCCUCCUCCUUCCAGUUGCGAGUUUGAUCGCUUCCAGUGUCGUCUCGUCCGCCGCUCCGUCUUCCUCACUUCUUGCAACCGUGUGUCCUUCUCUCUGUGCGCCCUGGGCAAAUACGGGAGGGAUCAGCUCUGCUGGGAUUUGUUUCUUUUCCUCCCGUCUUGAUUGAGUUGAUGAAGAGUUGGGCUGCCAGUUAGUCCGGCGACGUUAGCACAAUGACGGAUCGUCAUUGCAGCGUGUCUAUCAACGCUUACAUGACUCUGCCCAGGCUGGGACAGAUGGUCCAGUCGACCAGUAAUGGCAAUGUCCAAGCCAAUGGAAUUCGCUUUGAAUAUUCGUGGAGUAACAGCGUCCCGGAUUUGUCGCCGACGCCCAAUCGACGCUCGGCUUCCACGGCUCGUGCCUACCAUCCGCCACCGAUGGAUGCGGAUGCCAACGCCUUUCGGUGCAGCCAUCGCAAGAAUUCGUCGUCGGGUUAUGGCAGUGGCGAGACUCCGGCGCCGGUCAUGGCGGCCACUCUGACCGUUUCCCAUCCGGCCGGAUCGUCCAGUUCCUUCAGCGGAGACAGCGGCCGCAGAGCGACGCAGCCGUACGAGCGGAGGUGCAGGAGCACUUGCAGCAUCACACUGCAGACCAAUCAGGAGAAUCCUGCCGAAUCGAACCAGACGGCCCAGGAGGCUGGAAGUUAUCCGCUUUAUCCGCAUCAUUUCAGACGUUGCUCGGAAGGCGAGACGUGGAACAGCCACACCAAAAUGCCUCCACUCUCAGUGCCGCCUCCAGUCCAGUCUCCCUGUCCCGUUUUAUCGCCUCUGCCCGUCUCUCCCGUCACCUCUUCAACUCCGGUGGACAAGGUGAAAAGAAGGAAAGACGGAAAGAAAGGAAAAGGACGUGAGAGGCCGCGAACGGUCCACAUUGACGUUUACUGCACGGCCUCCGAGUCGGAAACGGAAACUUGCCUGGAGGAAAGCGACGAAUCGAACGAAUCGAAUACUUCGACUGGGCAGACGGUCUUGAGGGCUGACCAGCCUGGCACCAGAGUCCGCCACAUUCGCAAGAAGACGAGUCUGCCCAACGGCUUGACCGCGACAAAGGGAUGCGCUCCGGGUCUGAAACCGGUGCUGAGCUACCGGAUCAGUACCAAAGAGCUGGCCGAGGCCGUUGAGCGCAAACGCGUGUCGUCCAAGACGACGGACGCCAGCUCGGACCUGCUGGAUGACGAGCUCUUCCGCAAUUUGACGUUGACGGAUUCGUCGGUCGUUUCCCUGCUGGCCGAUUCCGAGCCAGAAUCCUCCGACACGCGAUUCAGCGAAGAUUCCUACCUGGACGCGAAAGAGUCGGACAAAACUUGGCGAUCGCCGGAGAAGGAACGAAAGCGCAAGAUGCUGGAGCAGCGGAAGCAGCAGUGGCGUGCGGCCAAAUCUGCGGAGCAAUGCGAAGAAUCCGCUCGAUUCGCUUCCAGGGCCAUGCCUACCCGGCCGCCUUCGUCACCUGACAACACUUUGCUGGGCCCUGCAGCCUACGAUUUGCGGGAGAAAUUCAAGAUGCUGGGCCAUUCCGGCAGUGGCGGCAGCUCGGACAAGGUUUCCAGAUGCAAUUCUCAGCGAUGUCCCGUCCUGGACAAAAGUCAUCCAUCUGCUUCUCGAGAAUUUAGCGCUUCCAGUCAAUCACUGCGCCCGGAAUCGGUUCACAUUUCGAGUCCCAGUCCCAGCUACUGCAGCAGCGUCAUGGGCAGUAGCAUCGUGACGGAUAGCAACAGUUCGACCGACGUUCCAGUCGACCAACUGGCAGUUCCCACCCAAUUCGAAAUGCCUUGGCAGUGGCGCAUCCAGCAGCCGACCAGUCCCAUCAGAUCCCCCAUUAGUGCGGCACCCUCUAAUUGGACGCUGAAAAAAUUCGGUCGUCACGUCGGACCGGCUCGCAAUCCCGACUGCAGUUGCGCUCACUGCCUGGACCAUUUCGCCCGCCUGCGUUCAAUCCCCAAGAGUGGAGGAAUGAUCCGUUCAUAACGAAAUGAGGGCGGGAAAAAAAAAAAGAUUACGGAUAGAAGAUGAAGAUGAA